UGUGGAGGCUUGCAUUUCAGUUCAAAAUAGGAAGUAAAGCCUUAAGAAAAUGCAGUGAGAAGUCCUGAGCAGUGGCACAGUGCAGAGCAGGAAAUCUCCUGCACACAAUAGAGAUUAAAUGCUCCCUGUGCAUACUGUAUUCUGCUCAGCCCUCUGCGCUCGGAGCUGGGACCGUGGCAGUCGUUAUCUCCAGCAGGUUCCUUGGUGAUUUUCAAGCCCUGCACUACCUACCCAAGUGGCAGUGACACCAGCUUUCACUGAAGCCUUAUUACUCUUAAAAGAGCAAUUUGGUUGGUUGCACAGCUAUUAGGAUCAGACAGUCAGGCUUAAAGCUGUCAGUACAACUGCUUCUCAUCUUUUUUCACAAUCCUGACAUCUUUUCUCUUUUCUGCUGGACACAAGCAUUACUGUAUUUAUCAUUUUCAAUCAAGCUCACGCUGCAAGCUGAGGAAUAUAUUCCCACAGAAACCAAAGUGGGGAGCAGAAAUUAUUUUAUAGCUGCUGUAGUAGCAGCGGUGCUGGCUGCAUGUUGUGUGGGAGAAAUCGGAUCAGUGAGAAAUGUGGCUUUCCUCAGGGCUACAUCACUGAAAUAUUACUUCAACGUCUGAGAGGAGCAAAGCUACUCAUUGCUCUAAUUUUUCAAUGAUUAAUCACUCUUCUCUAAGUAAACACAAAGUGGGGGAGAAGAUGUGAUAUUUUAAAUUUUUUUUUUCUUUUUUUUGUAUUUUUUUAAAGAAAAACUUGUGGAAAUGUUGUUAUCAUUGAAACGGGGGAAAAUCACUAUGCUUGAACUUCUUUUCAUUUUGAUGUUGCUCUUCUCUGGACCAACCCUGAGCAAGCUUAGCAGGACCAAAGGCAAACACUGGAAGGGGGGAUCCCGUCUCCGCCAAGAGGACUUUCCGCCGCGGAUUGUCGAGCAUCCUUCAGAUGUGAUCGUGUCCAAAGGAGAACCAACCACUCUGAACUGCAAAGCAGAGGGAAGACCAACCCCCACCAUCGAGUGGUACAAGGAUGGUGAGCGAGUGGAGACGGACAAGGAUGACCCGCGCUCCCACCGCAUGCUGCUGCCCAGCGGAUCUUUGUUUUUCUUGCGCAUCGUGCACGGGCGGAGGAGUAAACCCGACGAGGGGAGCUACGUCUGUGUGGCAAGGAACUACCUUGGAGAAGCUGUGAGUCGCAAUGCAUCUCUGGAAGUGGCAUUGCUACGGGAUGACUUCCGCCAAAACCCUACAGAUGUGGUGGUGGCAGCUGGAGAGCCUGCAAUCCUGGAGUGCCAGCCCCCUCGAGGGCACCCCGAGCCCACCAUCUACUGGAAGAAAGAUAAAGUCCGGAUUGACGACAGAGAGGAGCGGAUCAGUAUCCGUGGUGGGAAGCUGAUGAUCUCCAACACCAGAAAAAGUGAUGCAGGGAUGUACACCUGUGUGGGGACCAACAUGGUGGGGGAGCGUGACAGUGACCCUGCAGAGCUGACUGUCUUUGAGCGACCCACGUUUCUCAGGCGACCGAUCAACCAAGUGGUGCUGGAGGAGGAGCCCGUGGAUUUCCGGUGCCAGGUGCAGGGGGAUCCCACACCCACAGUCCGGUGGAAGAAGGAUGAUGCAGACUUACCAAGAGGAAGGUAUGACAUCAAAGACGACUACACGCUGCGCAUUAAGAAAGCCAUGAGCACGGACGAAGGCACCUACACCUGCAUCGCUGAGAAUCGAGUUGGGAAAGUGGAAGCCUCUGCUACGCUCACCGUGCGAGCUCGCCCCGUUGCUCCCCCACAGUUUGUGGUGAGACCACGAGACCAGAUUGUAGCCCAGGGUCGAACUGUGACUUUUCCUUGUGAAACUAAAGGAAACCCCCAGCCAGCUGUUUUCUGGCAAAAAGAAGGAAGUCAGAACCUACUCUUCCCAAACCAGCCUCUGCAGCCCAACAGCAGAUACUCCGUGUCACCAACCGGGGACCUCACCAUUACCAACAUCCAGAGGUCUGAUGCAGGCUACUACAUUUGUCAAGCACUGACGGUUGCUGGAAGCAUUUUAGCAAAGGCUCAGCUGGAGGUUACUGAUGUCUUGACAGAUCGGCCUCCGCCCAUCAUCCUCCAGGGCCCCGUCAACCAGACCCUGGCAGUGGAUGGCACAGCUCUGCUCAAGUGCAAGGCCACCGGCGACCCCCUCCCUGUCAUCAGCUGGCUCAAGGAGGGCUUCACCUUCCUGGGCCGGGACCCUCGCACAUCCAUACAGGACCAGGGCACGCUGCAGAUCAAAGCUCUGCGGCUGUCUGAUACUGGGACUUACACUUGUGUUGCUACAAGUUCCAGUGGGGAAACAUCCUGGAGUGCUGUGCUGGAGGUGACAGAAUCCGGUGGAGCAACAGUCAGUAAAAAUUAUGACAUAAAUGACCUCCCUGGGCCACCAUCCAAACCUCAGGUCACUGAUGUUACUAAGAACAGUGUCACCCUGUCCUGGCAGCCAGGGACCCCUGGAAGCCUACCAGCUAGUGCAUAUAUCAUUGAGGCUUUUAGUCAGUCCGUGAGCAACAGCUGGCAGACAGUGGCCAACCACGUGAAGAGCACCCUGUACACGGUGAGGGGGCUGCGCCCCAACACCAUCUACCUGUUCAUGGUCAGAGCCAUCAACUCCCAGGGCCUGAGCGACCCCAGCCCCAUGUCAGACCCUGUCCGCACCCAAGAUAUCAGCCCCCCAGCACAAGGAGUGGAUCACAGGCAAGUCCAGAAAGAGCUGGGAGAUGUCAUUGUACGGCUGCACAAUCCUGUUGUGCUGACACCCACGACAGUGCAAGUCACCUGGACGGUGGACAGGCAGUCCCAGUUUAUCCAGGGCUACCGAGUGCUGUAUCGCCAAACCUCUGGGCUGCCCGCCCCAGCCGUGUGGCAGAACCUGGAGGUCAAAGUGCCCACGGAGCGCAGCGCCGUCCUGGUCAGCCUGAAAAAGGGGGUCACUUAUGAGAUUAAGGUUCGCCCUUAUUUCAAUGAAUUCCAGGGGAUGGACAGUGAAUCCAAGUCUGCUCGCACCACGGAGGAAGCUCCAAGUGCUCCUCCUCAGUCUGUCACUGUCCUGACAGUUGGAAAUCACAACAGCACGAGCAUCAGCAUCUCCUGGGAUCCUCCCCCUCCAGAUCACCAAAACGGAGUCAUCCAGGAGUACAAGAUCUGGUGCCUAGGUAAUGAGACUCGAUUUCAUAUCAACAAAACAGUAGAUGCAGCCAUUCGGUCUGUAGUAAUAGGUGGCCUAUAUCCAGGUAUCCAGUACCGCGUGGAAGUUGCUGCAAGCACCAGUGCAGGUGUGGGAGUAAAAAGUGACCCACAACCCAUAAUAAUUGGAGGUCGUAACGAAGUUGUCAUCACCGAAAAUAACAACAGCAUAACUGAGCAAAUCACUGAUGUGGUCAAGCAGCCUGCCUUCAUAGCUGGCAUUGGUGGUGCAUGUUGGGUCAUCCUCAUGGGUUUCAGCAUCUGGCUGUACUGGAGAAGAAAGAAGAGGAAGGGGCUCAGCAAUUAUGCUGUUCAGUCCUUCACCUUCACCCCUGCAGUCACCUUCCAAAGAGGAGAUGGAGGACUAAUGAGCAAUGGAAGUCGACCAGGUCUGUUGAAUGCCAGUGACCCCAGUUAUCCUUGGCUUGCAGACUCUUGGCCUGCCACAAGUCUGCCAGUAAAUAACAGCACUAGUGGACCCAAUGAUCUUGGGAAUUUUGGUCGUGGAGAUGUGCUGCCACCAGUGCCAGGGCAAGGAGAUAAAACUGCUACCAUGCUUUCUGAUGGAGCUAUUUACAGCAGCAUUGACUUCACCACCAAAACCAGCUACAACAGCUCCAGCCAAAUAACUCAGGCUACGCCAUAUGCCACCACCCAGAUCCUGCAUUCCAACAGCAUCCACGAGCUGGCUGUCGAUUUACCAGAUCCGCAGUGGAAAAGCUCAAUUCAGCAAAAAAAUGACCUCAUGGGAUUUGGUUACUCUCUCCCAGACCAAGGCAAAGGCAACAAUGCCUUGCUUUACAUCCCUGACUACCGGGUGGCUGAGGGCCUGGCUAAUAGAUUGCCACACAACCAGUCACAGGAUUUCAGCACCACCAGCUCCCACAACAGCUCCGAAAGGAGUGGCAGCCUCUCAGGUGGCAAAGGAGGGAAAAAGAAGAAAAACAAAAAUACUACCAAGCCCCAGAAAAACAAUGGUUCAACCUGGGCCAGUGUCCCCCUCCCACCCCCUCCUGUGCAGCCACUUCCAGGCACAGAGCUGGAGCACUAUGGGGUAGAUCAGCAAGAAGCAGGAUAUGACAGUGAUGGUUGGUGUCCACCUUUGCCAGUUCAGACCUACCUGCAUCAGGGCAUGGAGGAUGAGCUUGAAGAAGACGAUGAUCGUGUCCCCACACCUCCUGUCCGGGGAGUAGCUUCAUCUCCUGCCAUCUCCUUUGGGCAGCAGUCGACUGCAACCCUCACGCCUUCCCCACGAGAGGAGAUGCAGCCAAUGCUUCAAGCUCACCUUGAUGAGUUAACAAGGGCUUACCAGUUUGAUAUAGCAAAGCAGACAUGGCACAUCCAAAGCAAUACACAACCUCCUCAGGCUCCAGUUCCUCCCCUAGGAUACGUAUCUGGAAACCUUAUUUCAGAUUUGGAAACAGAUGUUCCAGAUGACGAUGACGAUGAGGAUGAUAUUGAAGAAGAAACUGUAGAAAUCAGUAGGCCACUAAGAGGUCUAGAGCAUACUCCAGGCUCCAGUAUGGACAAUCUAGACAGCUCUGUGACAGGCAAAGCAUAUUCUUCCUCUCAGAGACCUCGGCCAGGCAGUCCUUUUUCUAGCGACAGCAACACCAGUGCAGCUGUCAACCAGGGUCAGAGGCCGAGGCCCACGAAGAAACACAAGGGUGGACGUUUGGAGCAGCCCCCUUUGCCUCACCGCCGGGAGGGCAUCACGGACGAUCUUCCACCACCACCCGAGCCGCCCCCCGGUCAGGGUUUAAGGCAGCCCAUAGUGCCCGGCCAGCGCGGAGGCUCUGCCGAGAGGAAGGGGAGCUCUCUGGAGAGGCAGCACGCAGCAGCCAACGUAGAUGACACAAAGAGCUCCCUGGACCGGCCCGCUAGGACAUCACUAGAGUGGCAGCGGCAAGCCCAGGAGUGGAUAAGCUCUACAGACCGCCAAGAGGAUUUCAGGAAAGCCCAACACAAACAAGCCUUCGGAUCAGAAGAGGCACUCGUACCAUAUAGUAAACCCAACUUCCCAUCCCCUGGUGGCCACAGCUCUUCAGGAACAUCUUCUUCGAAAGGAUCAACUGGACCUAGAAAAGAGUAGUUGAGAAGACACAUUGCAAGCUGCUCUGAUGGACCAUCAGGUCUGAACUCAUGGAAGUGAUGACACUAAACAGUGCAAUGAACAUUUUCUUUAUUUAUGUACUAUUAAAAGAACUGUAAAUGCAAUGUAAAGACACACAGCCACACAUAUCCCACAGAUACUUUACUUGUGUUCUUCUCUUUAAUACACCAUCCACCUUAAACUAUUCCUUGUCAGGAGUAUAUAAAAAAAGAAAGAAAAAAAAAAAUCACCCUCCAGGAUUAAAAGGAUUUCCUUCUGUAUAUAAUUUCUUUUGUUGCAUUGCUAUGCAAGCUCACCUUCUUUUUAGCUAUGUUCAUAUUCAUGUCUGUUUUUACUGGUCUGUUGUACUAUAUGUGAAUUAAUAGGCUGUGGUGCCAUAUAUUAACUUUUAAUUGUGUAACUUUUAUGUUUAAAGUUUGCACUGCAAUUUUAUUUGGUGAUAAGCACAAAACUCUACUCCUCAUGACAUGAAGAAAAAAGAGACUGAAUGUGUGAAGAAGGUUUACGUCCUGUAAGCUACUUUGGAUAAUGCUGGAUGUUAAAGAGUAUGUUAGGUGGUUUUCCAUUGGGGUGUAGAAACGAGAAAGUGACAGGCAAAACUGAUGUCAGUGAAGACAUUAGAGACAGAUUUAACCUUUUAAAAGCAAGCAACAUAGUUGCUCUUCCUAUUUAAGAAGGGGUCAGAAGUUGGAAGUGUGAGAUUAAAGAGUGAAAAUGAAAACUAAAGGUAGCAUGAGAUGGCCUAGACCCUUUCACUAGAAUGAUACCCUUAGUAUCUACUUUUAGCCAUCCCAUGCCACUAAGUAAAGGGGAAGAAAAGCAAACCUUGCUACAAACAAAAGAACUUAAGGUGUUUCACUAAAGCUGUUUUUAUUUUGCAGUUUUAAAAGAAUUAUUACCGUUCAUUUCUCCAGCCCAAAAUAUAGGACAGAGAUUUUCCAGGAGAAACAAACCAUAUAAACACAAGGAAUAUCUAGGAAGAAGAUAAAAAUGCAAUUUAUUAUUAAGACAUAUUCAGGCUGCUUCCAAAAAAUUGAAAUGUCAGAAUAUCUUAUUUCAUCUUUCCAAUACAUGUACAGUACGAUAGAGGAUAAAGCUGCACCACUGAAAUUCAUGACAUUAAUUGUUUUGAUGCAGUCUACACAACCCUUUCUGUUCCAUACCUGAAGUCUGCGAGAGCUGAAGUUGGAUCCACUAAAUUUGUAGUAAAAUGUUUAGUGUUUGGAAGGAAAGCAAGGGUCAAAUUAUUUUUGGCUUGCAUUAAGUAUAUUUCUGGCAAUACAAUACAUCCAAAAAGUUGGAUAUAAGCAAAGGAAAUGUGUUUUAGUGAGUGACUUCAAACUCUACUAUGAUGAGGAAAUAACAACGCAUGUUUAUACACUUUUUGAAUAAACCAGACUCUGUAAGUGGACAUUAAUGACAGCAUCCUGUCUCUUCAUUAAUUUUCAUGACUUUGUCCAAGUCUUCUUUACCUCUCAAAUCUCAAAGAGUAAAUUCUCAAGCUUUUCUUAGAAUAUUUUGUGUGGCUAACCCACCCAUUACUUUGAUGCUUAAUUUAAAUAUUGCAUCUUGCAGCUUAUUUCUGUUAGUUAUCUGACCAUGAGCACAAGUUUCCAUUGAAUACCCUUUUCAUAUAACCAGUCUAUGUUGUUUUAUAUUUUGCCUUGGAGCUCACCAGUAUUAAGAACACUUUUUGUCAUGGCAGAAUUUUAGAAAAGUAAAUUACAAUGCUAAAUAUGUGUUGCUUUUCAUUUCAUUAACUUGUUCCAUGAUAAGAUAAAACACUACAGCCAUCAACUAUAACUCAGCACUAUUGAAUAUUGAAAAAUGGUAGUUAACUCCCUUAAGGUCAAGACAUGUCAUUUAGCAAGUUGCAAACAAAAAAAUGUUGAGGAAAAAAAGUAUGAAUUUGUUAACAUAUGUGACCUAUGAGUAUAUGCCAUUUUCCUGUUUGUUAAAACACUAUAGUUAAAAACAUAACUUAAAAAUGUGCAAAAAUGUUCAAGUAAGAUAAAGAAUGCAGAAUAAUUACAUGUACAUGGUUUUUAUUUUGGUAUUACCGUAUGAAGAGAAAACUAUUCAGAGUACAAUCCAAAUUUUAUUCUCUGGAAAAUGUUGAACUCAGUCACCAAUAGUUGUUUUUUCCCCAUUUAAUUGAAAAGCUUGUGCUGAGCUUUGGUGGAACACCUUACUCACUCUGUUCUAUUCAAAAUUCAGUAUCAUUAGAGGUUGAUAAAGCCAUUCCAAUUACUUUCAAAUAUGUGUUUUAUCUCUUCCACUGGAAAGUAAAUGUGUGUCAGUAUUAAAGCUGUUCAGUACCAUGAUACUCACUAACUUGUCCAUCUGCUUCUGUACAUUUUUGUUCAUUAAUAAUUUGCUUACAAUAUUACAUAAGGUGUUGUUGUGUAUGGCAAAGUGUCUCCAUUAUCUUACAGGUGAUGUCUCUUCUUUUUUUUUCUCUCUCUUUUCUAUACAGUGUACUUCCAAUGAACCACAGUACAUAUUUUUUAAAAUGCCAUUUAAUUUACUAUUUUAAAAGAAGUAUUCUUUUUUUUAAAAGAAAAAAAAGAAAACAUUUAUUGUGAAUAAUGUGUUUAAAGAAAAGGGAUGUUGUGGCAGCACUUAGAAUUGUUUUUUAAUUUGUUUUUUUUUAAAAACUGUUUAUUGGCUACAGUUUGUUCACGAAAAAGUAUGACCUCUUAAUGUGUUUCAUUGGUAUUGUUAGUGCAGCAAAGUUUAAUUGGCAUAAGAAGUUGGUUAAUAGUACUGUUGAAGUGUGUAUUGUAUAUUUACUGGGGAAAAAAUAAAACAUAUUCACAUUUCAAAUCUAUGUUAAAAGACCUUGAGUAAGGAGUCAAUAUGUGAAAACCCAAACAGGGAAAAUCAGGCAAUAAUAACAUAGACUGAGCUAUAAUCAUCACUGUCCACUUACAGGUGACAAGGAACUUUUUAUACACUGUUUUUUGAACUAAGCUACGAGCCAGUGGUAAACAUUGCCUGUCCUAGGGGUUUCUGUUUAAUGUCCUGUCUCCACUGGAGCAGCUGUACCACUGUAAUUGCACUGAUACAGCUGUUCCAGGAAUAUUCUGCUCGUAGCUGUGUUCUCUCAGUGUGGGGGAAGCACUGCAGGGGCACAGCUGGCUCUGCCUGACGCCCACAGAGCAGUGGAUGUGGAAAACCUGGUCUGAGCCCUCAGACCUGGGGUUUGGUACUGGUGGAGCUACUGCCAACCAGUGCAGAAUACCCCAAAAUGUGUGCAUAGGUGCUAGUUCAAUCUUUCUCCAUCUUUGUGCUCAAUAGAUGCUCAAUUUUAAUGCAGGAGGGCUGAAGGACCAAAUAAUGAAUUGUUCCAUGUGCUUCAGUGGUGUAUUGCUGUCUGGGCAGCCAUUUCAGUCAUGCAAGGAACAGACAUUUCCUUUUUUGAUAUUUCUUUUUUUUCCCCUUUAUUUCUCAAGUACAUAUCCAAGUCAGCGAACAUUUAGAAUACCUUUUGGUUGUCACCUGAAAUGCAACAGAAACACCAUUCCUUGGGAAAAGUACUACAGAUAAGGUGCAUGGAAUGUUUUUAAGUAUAUUAAUUUAACUACACACCAGUGCAAAAGGAAGACAUGACUGUUUGAAAUAAUUAUGUGCUGGUUUAUGCUUGCCUCAGCCCAUGCAUUGCCAGCCACGAGAAGAGGUGUGUACUGAGGCUGAGAAAGAGUCCUCACAACUGAAAGAGGAAAGGGAAUAGGGUUGGGGGAGAUUUUGGCAGGAACUUUUAUUUAAAAAAGAAAAAAUUACAGGCAGCUCCUUUGGCUUGUCUACAAUUUAUGCAGCUUGGGGGUUUUUAUGGUUAAUGGCCUUUGUGAAGUUUUAGCAGGAGAAAUAGAAAGAAAAAAAGUUGACUUUCUUUUGUAAAGAUUGGGGGGUAUUUGUUUACUGAGGGAGGAUUUUUUAAUUUCAUUUUUAUUUUUUUAACAUAUGUUUACUGUUCCAUCUAUCUGGAACACAUUAGCUAAAAUAUAAAUUGUUUUUGAAAACCAUGUGGGCAGCAGACAAUUCACUUAGGAGGCACAUUCAAAUAGCAGGAAAAAGGGAAAAAGUAAUACUAAAAAUAAGGAACACAUACUGGUUUAGAAACAGCCAAGUCCACCACAGUUUCACAUGCGAUUUUGAACAGUACAAUAAUAUGUAUAAACUUCGUUGCUUUUGGUUUUCAUACCAAAACAAAUUGCCCGAAGUCCAUGGGAGGCCUAGGUCCUCGGGACACUAAAUCUGGUGCUUUGUUUAAAUAUGUGGUUAAUCCAAGCUGGGGUGUCUGGCAGGAGGGCUGCAAGAGCAGAAGAGCCAGGGAGGUGCUUUGCAUGCAUUGAGUGGCUGAAUAUAUGGAUAAAUUCUUUAUUAAUGCAGGGGGACCAGGGACACAGGAGAGCAGUGGCACCAAACAUCUGCUCUGCUAUGUCUACCUUGUUCCCCACUUCUCUUGGGGGACUGACCUGUUUCCUGCCAACACUCCUCCAUCCAAAUUAACAAUAUAUCGAUAAUACACAAUAUGUGUGAGAUACACAACUCACAGAUACCUCAUGGGACCCACAGGAGAUGCAGGGCCAGGUCUUUGUGCACAGUGGACUGGUUAUUUGGGGAGAAGUAGCUCUGAGUUCCACAGCUGGUGUGAGGACUGGAUUCCUCUUUAGCAGGAUUUUAUUUAACUGUGUAGCCACAUCCAAGAAGACCUGAGCAGAAAACAAGUUCCUAGAGCAGAGGUCAGCAUUGCAGCAUCUCUUCUGGUUUGUGGCUCCUUAUUCAGUGUGUGGCAGGCACUCCUGAGUUCACUGCUGAAUUCUCACCACAUCCUGAGGACUCACGUGGCUUAUGCUGACAUCUAGGCAAGUGGGGUUGUUCCUCUUGCUUUAGCAGAAUGGAAAAAAAAAAAUCAAACAAACAAAACCCAAAAAUUGCCAAAACUGAUAACUCUCAAUUUAACACAAAAUUUUUAAUACAAUGCUCAAAAAUCCUAGAUAACAGCAUUUCAGAUGUAUGUUUGGCAAUUUUUUUUUCUUCUUCUUGUAUUUUGUUUUGGCUACCAUUGAAAUGAUCCAUUUGGUUUUUUUCAGAGCUGCAAUACUGUCCCUGCAUCCCCCACCCCCUGCAUUUUCCAGUACUUAUCUUUCAUCUGUAAAGAAGUUAUGGUAGAGAAUAAUGACAUUUGUGUACUUACAUUGUUCUAACUUUAAGCAACAAGGUGCACAGUUGCAUUCAGUUCAAUUGAUCAAAGCCAGAUGGGCACAAAAUGUUUGUGGGGAUUUUUUUCUAAAAAGGCCUGCUACUAUUUGUGCUGAUAUUUGUUCCCCGUUUAUGCUGAUCAGUGCAUCUUUUGCCUUCAAGGAUGCCAUUAGUAAUUCUCCUUUGUGUUCAAAAGCAGGAAUCCAUUGUGCAGCACUUGGAGAGCCACUCGGAUGCAGGUAAAGAAUAUAACAGCUUGAGCAAGUGCUAAUUAGAACCGAUUAAAGUUAAUUGACCUCCUUUGGCAGUAAAAUGCAUAAUAGAACUUGCUCUGUCCUUGCAAAAUGGAGAUCUUGCCUCUAAGCAUAAGAGUGAAGCAGGGUUUCAUGUAGCAGCCCGUAGUAAUUAUGUGGGUAUAACAACCAGGAAGCUGCUUGCUACAAUUUGUUCUAAUAACUGAGCUCUACUGUAUCAGAGCAGCGCAAUAAAAGUGAGAUUUCUGCUCCAGUCUAUUUAGAAACCUAAUUUUUACAGAGCAAAUGAGCAUCCCAAGAUACCGAUACUAAUCUCUAGGAAUGAGUUGGCAGAAAAAUAGAGUCCCUUUUAUAGGUAAGUAAUGGUGAGAACAUUAAAAAAAAGGCAGUUUUACACCUGCUGGUUGGAAAUAGCCCUGAUGCUCAGAGGUUGCAUCUAUCCUGGGCAGUGGAGGAAGCUGUGGCAGGCCUGCACUGGUGCUUUGUCUGGGUGGAGCAUCUGCCCGCUGAGCCUUGCCAUGAGGUUGCCUUUGGCAGACUUCUGUUGGAAAAGGGGCGCUGGCAUCCAUCCAGCUGAGGUUUGUGGUGCUGCAGGACUUCACCACUGCCAUGGGCAACACUGUGGACAUGGUCAGAGGCACCCAAAUAAGAGAGAGAAGGAGCAGGGGAGAGAAUGGAGGGUAGGAAAUUGAAAUUGUAUGAAUUCAAAAGCAUCAGUGGUGAGUGCUAAACUGUACAUCGCUGUGAAAAGUUGAAAAGCCAUUUUUAUUAGUAAACCAGAAUUGAUCCAGUUUCCAUGACCAUGCUUUGAUGACUUUUUGCUUGGCAGGAACUGAAUGCGACUGAUUUUGCUGCUAACUUGGCCUUACUGUGAACAGCAAUAAAGGUGUUAGUCAGGUGGGGACUUUGAUGUGACCAGUGACAUCACUCUCCCUUCAGGGAAUGUUCUGUGCUGGCUUGUUAAUGAAUUUCUUUCCUAAUGAGUAUCAUUAAAAACCCUUUGAUUAGC
Molecule: messenger RNA, 11780 nt
Organism: Catharus ustulatus (Swainson's thrush)
Lineage: Eukaryota; Metazoa; Chordata; Aves; Passeriformes; Turdidae
Gene: ROBO2
Product: roundabout guidance receptor 2
Exons: 30
Coding region: 750-5291 (1513 amino acids)
Molecular function (GO): protein binding
Source: RefSeq, a predicted model, not a curated record